Pygocentrus nattereri (red-bellied piranha) is the source of this 3353-nucleotide messenger RNA. Its product is annotated as protein tilB homolog. Gene Ontology annotation, molecular function: protein binding. The coding region runs from base 103 to 915 and encodes 270 amino acids. The record is from RefSeq and is a predicted model, not a curated record. Lineage: Eukaryota; Metazoa; Chordata; Actinopteri; Characiformes; Serrasalmidae. The transcript has 7 exons.
CGCUGAUGAGUCGUCUGUCCACCGCGAUGCCGCUAUGGGAAAGCUCGGACUCCUUCUGCCCCAUGGACCCUUUCAGUGUGUGUUAAAUGCCACCAGGAGGACAUGUCCGAGAGUUCCUCAGGAGUGAACACCAGCAGUGGCAGCUUCCCCAAAUCUCACUCCUCUCACUACUCUGAGCUCAGCGACACUCACACUCCUCUCUCCGUGGAACACACCCCCGACUCCGGCAUCGUCGCCACUCCGCUGCCAUCCAGCCGCUUCAGGUUCACCUCGUGGCAUCGCCUGGAGGAACAUGAUGUCCGUGGAGACCAGCUCACCUGCCCCAGGGUCCGAGAAGGACCUUCAGAAGAUGAACAUUCUCUUAGGGACGAUGACAUCUUUCUCAGGAAUGGCAGGAGGAGGAGAGAGGAUGAAGAGCAGAGGUGGGAGGAAAGGCUGCAGGAGAACUGGGAGAACUGUGUGGAGCUGAACCUGUCCUAUCAGGACCUGGGAGACCCGUACCAGCUGGAGAAUUUCACACGCAUCCUGAGGAGGCUGAUCAGAGUGGAGCGGCUCCAGCUGGUGGACAACACCCUGCAGGACCUCAGCUCAGUCCGACUGCCAAGAUGUAAAAGCCUGAAUCUGCACCGGAACCACUUGACGUCAUUCAGUCAGCUGCCAAAGGUUCCGGAGAUCCAGCACCUGUGCCUGUCGGAGAACAGCAUCUCCAGCCUGGGGGAGCUGAGCCUGCUGCAGACCACAAGCAUACAGUCCCUCACACUCAGACUCAACCCCUGUGAGUUCCUGGAGGACUACCGCUCACGUGUGUUCUCCUGUUUGCCAAAACUCAAAGUUCUGGAUGGCAUCCCAAAGCUACCAGAAGACUCCGUGCCUCCGAAACUCCCAGCAUCCUCCAGGCUCUGCAUCAUUCUGUAACAUCAGCAGGGUCACGAGCUGUCCACCACAAGCCAUCAUCAGAUCUGCUGUACUGUACCGGAGAUGGAGGUUUUCUUUUUGAAAUGCACUGUUUGUACAGAAUCUGCUGAGGCAAAUUAAAGCAUUGCUAUUUUUUGUAUUGUACUGGCUUCGUCUUAUUCCUGUUCAAAAUUCCAAUUUGUCAAAAAUGUAAUUGCAGAAAAUAUAUCACUGAAAAACUGCAAUAUGCUUGGAAAUCAUAACUCAUUCACCUUCCAUACCAUGGCGUAUUUGUGAUUAUACAACCGUUAGUUCAGGUUGCACAGUCUGGUUGACAAGCGUUCUGGUUUCCAUCACAAAUAACAGCACAUUUUUUAACCACAUAAUAUUUGACCUGCAGUUCAUUUGGUCACUUCCUGAAGAAGAAAGUGACCACAGGACUGCAACAAACUUUAAACCCAUCAUUAGCCACAUUUACAUGCAGCAACAUCUCAGUCGGAGUAGUCUAAUCUGAUUGAGGCCAAUCGGAAUAUAAUUUCUAUCUGAUUGAACAAGGUGGGUAAUCCUGUAAAUAAUAACCCGUUAAAUAGAAGAAUAAUAUCCGUGUAAAUGCCUGUUUGUGAUUACAUUCCCUAAAGGAAAGUUUAAGUCCGUUCUGCAUGUGCGUCGCGUCAUAGUGAAAGAUUAUAACGUCCAACAUGUCGGGGCAGAAACUGGUCUGUAGAGGAGAUGAAGUUUAUGCUCUAAUCUUUAAAAGACGGCGGUGUGAUGGAUGUCCAGCUUAUGUGUCUCAGAAGACGACGUCUUCCUGUUGGCUGUCUUUAAUAAGGACAUGUGAAGGACAUUUCUAACAUCAUUUUAAAGCAAUUAAAAGCACAAGCACUGCUCACUGCUGCUCAUCUCACUCUGACUGGACUGACAUGAUGCUGGUUCUCAUGGUAAUGUCUACGUUAAGGGGUUCUCUACACGUGUGUAAUUUUAGAUCUGAUUUCUUGUAGUGAGCAUGUAAACAUUGAGAUUUUCAUCAGAUUGUUGAGUGAAUACAAACACCUCAGUCUUAGUCUGUAAUCAGAAUGUAUUCAAUUGUAUUAGCAAAAAUCUUUGCAUGUAAACACAGACAUUCAUUUGGCAAAAGUCUCAAUAUUUAGUUUGGGCUGGAACAAACUGUAAAUAAUACUAGAUGGCAAUAAACAGAUGUGGGUUUUUGGAAGAAUGACUCUGUUAACUGGCUUAUUAUACAGCUUAUACACUUUUAAUACCAAUGGCCAUGAUAAACUACCACUAUAAUUUAGUCAGUAACAACCAAUAUGACAUUUAAUUGUUAUCGUGAUAAAUUAUAGCGAAAUAUGCCAUCGUGGAUAUCGUCACUGUUUAAAGAACACUAAUGCUUCGUUAGAAAGUGAGCAGACGUAGGACUGUUUAAUUGGUUUUAGGCACUACAGGUUCUGUUUUAUCUGUUGCAACUUGAAAACUAAAUAUGAUAAUACAUAUGUAUCUUGUGUUUUGAAUGUUUUGAAGUAUUGCGAUAUAACAAAUGUGCUAUAUCACACAGCCCUAGUAACAACUAUGAAGUAUUACAACUACUGUGUAUUGUGCAGUCUCUGUACUGCAUGUACUACUAUAAAUACAUUAGUAACUACUAUGAAUUAUUCAGUAUCCAAUUUGAAAUUAUUCAGUAUCUACCACAAAUGAUUUAGUAUCUACUUUCACUUCAUGUAUCUACGUUUAUAUAUAUAUAACAAAUAGAGAUGCAUGGCUUAUCAGCCUUAUACUAUUUACAUUCAAUCAUUUGAUAGAGAUGUGUGAUCCUGCAUGUGCCACAACAUCUUACCAUUCAUAGCCUCUCUCACCCCGUAACGGCCGCUUCAUCCUUUCAGCAGUGCUUCAUUAAUUCAUAUGUACCUCAGGGUUGUGUUUUAAAUUUGGUGUCGAUUUCAGCUCCACCGAAACCUGAGCUGAGGAGCCGGGACACUUCAGGACAGUGAGGAGAGAGACAGAGAGAGAGGGACAGCAGAAGAGACAGAGGAGAAAAGAGAUAGAGAGGAGGAAAGACAUGAGAGACAGAAGAGAGCAUGCACUGUUGGAAAUGAAGGUUCUGUUCAGGUACAUUUUUCAUUCGUUAAGGUACAAACAAUGUAAAUGUUCCCUCAAAAGGUACUACAGUUGGUUUUUGAGGUCUGACUGUGAACCUUAAAGAAGUUUCUCCAGAUGAAAAGUUUGUACUUGUACCUUUUCAUAACCAAAUGUUUUAAAACAGAACAGUAGAAUAAAAGCCUGGAGGCGAGACGGGUGUGUGUGGAGUCAGUACAGCUUAGUAAAUGUAAUUUCAGUGGAUUAUGGUUCAGUUACGUUUCCUGACUAAAGGUACUGAGAUGUAUAUUGGCAUCGGACCGCAGUCCGAGUGCAGACCAAGAUGCUGUCCUGGACCUAUAAUCAAUAAACUAUGGAAAAUUAUUUAA